AUGGCGGAACGCUCGCCCACGUAUUCGUUCGACGACCCGACGCUGUUCCUGUUCACGUCGCUGACGGCGGGGUCGUCGCACAUCAUCACGGCGACGUCGCGGCUCGAGACGAUCCUGAAGGUGAACAAGAUCGGGUUCCGAGCCAUUGACGUCGCCACGGACGACAAGGCGCGCAUGCUGUGGAGCACGCGGUCCAAGGGCAGGAAGCUGCCGGGCCUCGUGAGAUACGGCCACAUCGUCGCCGAUAUCGAACAAGUCGAAGAAUGGAAUGAAUACGGCGAACUCAAAGACCAAUUAAACACCAAACCCUCGACCGUCGCGGACCCGUCCCCUCCCCCUGCCGCCAAACCACCUACUACUACUACUGCUACCACCACCCUCGCACCGCCCUCGACCACCUCCUCCUCCCCCCACAUCCAGAUCGUCAGCACGCCCUCACGCACUCCCUCCGCGCAGUCCAAGCCCGAAGACCGGCUCACGCUCACGCUGCGCCAGGCCAGCGAGGAAGCCGCCGCCAAAGCGAAGGAGACGGCGCGCUCCAAGUCCGGCACUGCGAGCCCGCUGUCGCUGCAGAAGCCCGCGACGCCGCCGGUAGCGGAGGAGGCGUCGAAGGAGAAGGGGAAGGAGAAGGAGGUGGUGGCAGCGCCGGAAUCGACGGCGGCGACGACGACGACGAAGGCUGAUGAGAAGAAGGCGGAGGAGUCGGCGGAACCUGCUGUUGCUGUCAGUGCGGCGAAGGGGGAGAGCGGCAAGCCAAACGGCGGAGGCAAGCACGCAGAAGGCGAAACAGCAGAGGAGGCCGUGGAUGGUAAAUAA
Molecule: messenger RNA, 816 nt
Organism: Ophidiomyces ophidiicola
Lineage: Eukaryota; Fungi; Ascomycota; Eurotiomycetes; Onygenales; Onygenaceae
Exons: 2
Coding region: 1-816 (271 amino acids)
Cellular component (GO): cytoplasm
Source: RefSeq, a predicted model, not a curated record